AUGGAGAGAGAUACGCUGGCAUUGCCCGCUGACGGUGACCUGUCUGCAAUACCAGAGUCCCAACUUGGCAGCCCCUCUGCUGAGAGCUUCGAGCCAAGCUCGACAGAGCCCCCUGCCAGAGAUGGGUGGGACAGUAAAAUUGAGUAUUUUCUAGUUCAGGUGGGCUUCAGCGUUGGUCUUGGAAACGUCUGGAGAUUCCCCUACCUCUGCCAUCAGAAUGGAGGAGGAGCCUUCCUCCUCCUGUACGUGCUGCUCAUGAUCGUCAUGGGGAUCCCUCUGUUCUUCCUGGAGCUGGCGGCCGGCCAGGCCAUCAGACAGGGCAGCAUCGGCCUUGGUUUUUGCUCAAUUUCUUAUUUUAUUGCGACCGAGGUGACCCUGGAGUACCCAGACUGGGCCAUCGCCGUCCUGUCUGGCCUCAUCCUGUUUGCCAUCAUGCCCGUCCUGCUGGGCUACCUGCACGCCACGCUGAGGAGCAGAGCCAAGCAGCGUGCUAGAGACAGAGAAGCAGUCACCUACAGCAGGUGUGCCACGGAGUAG
Osmerus eperlanus (European smelt) is the source of this 537-nucleotide messenger RNA. RefSeq names its product sodium-dependent neutral amino acid transporter B(0)AT2-like. Gene Ontology annotation, cellular component: plasma membrane. The transcript has 3 exons. The record is from RefSeq and is a predicted model, not a curated record. NCBI's taxonomy places the organism in Eukaryota, Metazoa, Chordata, Actinopteri, Osmeriformes, Osmeridae. The coding region runs from base 1 to 537 and encodes 178 amino acids. Gene Ontology annotation, biological process: sodium ion transmembrane transport.